CGCAGGCGGGGCCCGGCUGGGGUUGGGGUGCAGGGCCGAGGUGGGAAGGGCGCGGCCCCGCCCGCGUCACAGCGAUCCUUUCUCCGGGCGGAGGCGGCGCGCAGUGAGGCCGGGCUCUCACUCUACCUGCGAUGGGCAGAGAAACGCAGCCCUGUGUGCCUCACGCUGCCUCCUGACCCGCCUGUGUGGUAUGUCCGGUGCUGCUCUGGCCAGGCGGCUCCUGAUCCAGGUCCGGGCAUCCGAGUGAGGAUGCAGCCACAGCAGCUCCAGCCCGAGUGUUCACCCUGGCCCUGGUCCCACAGCCCCAGCAAAGACUGCUGGGAAACCCGCCUCAGGAUUCAGACUGGGAAGGCUCAGCACGCUGUAGGACUGCAAGUCACUGCAGAUGAAGCAGCCGCCAGUCCCCGCACAGACGAGUGGAGCCCGUGCAGCAGGUUUAAAAGUGUUGCACAGACAGCCGUUGGGACAGGACAGCCUCUCACACUGGCCAGGCACCGGAUGGCUCCCACAGGGCUCCCACACCUGCCGGCAUGGACGCUCGCCUCACCCCCUCGGCCGGCUGAGAGCAGGGCCAGCGUCCUGGGUGUGGCGGACCUGUGCCAGCCCGAGUGCUGGGACGUCGGGCGUGGAGGGCAGACAGAUUCCAGUUUGUCUGGCACCGAGAAAAAAUAAACCCCUGCCCGGGGCCCCAUUCGGCGCCGCGGUGGAUGUGAGUAA
Messenger RNA from Chinchilla lanigera (long-tailed chinchilla), 717 nucleotides. RefSeq lists its product as uncharacterized. The record is from RefSeq and is a predicted model, not a curated record. Lineage: Eukaryota; Metazoa; Chordata; Mammalia; Rodentia; Chinchillidae.